This is a messenger RNA of Nothoprocta perdicaria, 1247 nucleotides long. It is a transcript of the gene P3H4, whose product is annotated as prolyl 3-hydroxylase family member 4 (non-enzymatic). The record is from RefSeq and is a predicted model, not a curated record. Lineage: Eukaryota; Metazoa; Chordata; Aves; Tinamiformes; Tinamidae. The annotation marks the transcript as partial. Gene Ontology annotation, molecular function: protein binding; collagen binding. Gene Ontology annotation, cellular component: endoplasmic reticulum. Gene Ontology annotation, biological process: peptidyl-lysine hydroxylation; collagen fibril organization. The transcript is spliced from 8 exons.
CACUACGCGGCGGCGCGCUGGGCCGAGAGCGCGCGGGCGCUGGAGGCCAGUCUGCGCCUCCACCGCCUGCUGCGCGACAGCGAGGGACACUGUCACCGCCGCUGCGCCGAGAGCCCCGUGGAGCCCGCGGAAGCGGCCGCGGAAGGCGCCGCGGAGCCGCCCGCCGAGUGGGAGCAGGAGCUGCGGCUCUUCGGGCGGCUGCUGCGCCGCGCCGGCUGCCUGCGCGCCUGCAAGCGCGGCCUGCCCGUCUUCCAGCUGCGCUACCCGCCCGCGCAGACGCUGCGCGACUUCCAGCGCCGCCUGCCCUACCAGUACCUGCACUAUGCGCUCUUCAAGUGCAACAAGCUGGAGAAGGCGGUGGCGGCAGCGCACACCUUCCUGCAGAAGAACCCCGCGCACGAGAUGACACGCAGGUACCUGCACUACUACCGCACCAUGGUGGACGUGGACGAGCACCUCGUGGACCUGGAGGCGCAGCCCUACGAGCCCACCUUCGUGCGCGCCGUGAAGCUCUACAACGGCGGCGAUUUCCGCAGCAGCGCGGCGCACAUGGAGCAGGCGCUGGCCGAGUACUACAAGGCCUACGAGAGCUGCCUGGCCGGCUGCGAGGGCGCCCGCGAGCUCCAGGACUUCAAGGACUUCUACCCGGCGGUGGCAGACCUCCUGGCCAGCGUGCUGCACUGCAAGGUGGACUGCGAGGCCGAGCUCACGCCCAACGUGGGCGGCUACUUCGUGGAGAAGUUCGUGGCCACCAUGUACCACUACCUGCAGUUCGCCUACUACAAGCUGAACGACGUGCGCAACGCGGUGCAGAGCGUCGCCAGCUACAUGCUCUUCGACCCGGCCGACGCCGUCAUGCAGCAGAACCUGGUCUACUACCGCUUCCACCGGCAGCGCUGGCACCUGCAGGACGAGGAUUUCCAGCCCCGGGUGGAGGCCGUGCGGUACCACAACCAGACAGUUGCGCUGAGGACGAUGCUGGACUUUGCCCAGCAGCACCUGCAGGCUGAUGAUGAGAUGGAGGUGGAUGGUGACGAGGAGUCCGACACGCAGGAUCUACCCUCGGACGGCGAGUUUGAGGGUGAAGGCGACUAUGAGGAGGGCUUUGUGGCGGAGUGGUGGCAGGAGCCUCGGACCAAGGGGGACAAGGAUGAGGAAGAGACCCUCCAAUGAGGGAGGCGCAGGGGGACCGCGGCCCCACGUCGCUUCGCGGGUGCUGCGGGACGGACGAGCUGCCGAGCUCCGCA